Molecule: messenger RNA, 3636 nt
Organism: Mycena citricolor
Lineage: Eukaryota; Fungi; Basidiomycota; Agaricomycetes; Agaricales; Mycenaceae
Source: the annotation of a GenBank genome assembly
AUGAAAAGACGACGCACAGACCGAGACAGCGACAAAUUUGAACAAAUCGGUGGAUCUGGCAGCAGCUUGCUGUCUGUGGACAAAUCUGAUCCAGCUCCACCCACACUUCAAAGUCAGCCUACCCACGUCUCUGGCGAGGCAAAUCGCGUGGUCUCCCUGCCACCCGUCGACGCGGCCGAAUCCGAACCUCCGUCUAAGAAGCGCAGGCUCGAAGAUGCCGAUAUAGGGAUGGGGUCUCUCGCUGAGCUUGUGCUCAUAUAUGACUCUGCUGCCGCGAGCGAGGACGCGGAGGAACUGCACCGUCGCGUUGCAGCCAUAUCACCAGCCUCACGGGUCGUGACCAAGUACCUCAAAAGAUCGCGCCGGGUGGCCUCUUGUAUUGGACCGUGGCCCGCGGAGCUGGUGUGGCGCCACGCAAUUGAGGAUGGCAGUCACUUUCUGCGCGCCGCCGAACAGGAAAUGGGCUUGGGCGCGCUUAAGGACUUGACGCAACUUAUACGAGACUGGGAGUUCCAUGAACCCGACUUGGUUCCCAGCUCUCAAGGGUUCAACGUGACGCCCAAGUUUCAGCGACUAGUUGAAAUUCUCAAGGCGAGUAGGAGCGAAGCGUUCCGGGGUAUCAUCAUCGUCAAGAGGAAAGCAGUGGCACUUGCAAUCGCUGAAGCCAUUCCCAUGCUCGGUCGGCAUUUGAGUUUCGUCCGGCCUUCAACCCUCGAGACACUCGAUAAAUUUGCGUCGGGAACGUACAAUCUCCUGAUCUUAACGCCAUCUGCGACCGAGCUCGAUAUACCCAAAGCAACGACAGUGAUUCGUUUCGAUCUCCUCGAAGGGGACCUUGCGUAUGGCCUGUCUGUUGAUCUCGUAGGAGGAUCGGAGAGUCACCUGAUCCAUAUGCUCGAACAUGGCAACGACAAACACAGACGCAUCCUUCUGGAGAGCUCUACGCGUCUUCGAGAGAUGAGUGCUUGGUAUCAGACCCUCCACUCAGCCGCUGUCGGGACUGCAUCUCCGUUUCCUCUACUGUCAGCGUCCGAUGCGGAGCAGUCGGAGAGCGAAGACGACGAAGAGCUUGCUCCAUAUAUCCAGGAUCCUGUCACUGGAGGGCGGAUCUACCCUUCCGAUGCGGUCAGCGUUGUCUAUCAGGUGGCGACCGCGGCCGGGAUCACCCAUCCGACUCCGCUGUUCCAAUCCAAACCCGACGCGUCAUUGCAAUACACCUGUACUGUUGUUCUUCCAGGUAUACCGAUCCUCAGCUCGAGCCAGUCGCACCCUUCGAUGGCCCAUGCCCGACGCGAGGCCUGUUAUCAAUUCUGCGUCAAAAUGUUCGAGGCUGCUGUGCUCGAUUCCGAGUUCUUUCUCGCUCAUCCGAUCCCGCGGGAGGCCCAUCCAGCAGAGCGCUCCGAUGAUCGAACGGGCUUAUAUCCCAUCAAGGCCCCGGACUUCUGGGCAGCGCCUGCCUCGCUUUCGCUGUGGUAUCCAACGGCAAUUGUGCCCGUCGAGCUUCCGCGCCACGCACCCAUCCUGCUCAUAACGCGACAUCCCCUGCCAAAAUUGCCUCGCUUCAGACUGUUCAUUUCGGGUCCUCCAGCGGCGGUUGAGACGGUGAAAUGCGCACCGCUUGGGCUGGAUGCGGAAAAGAUCAAUGAGCUGUACUUGUACACUUUGCGUGUGCUCCGGGCGCUCAUGAACAAAGGCCUUGCCUGCGCCUUGGAGGACAUGCCCUACUUGCUUGCUCCUCUCCACAACCCCCCAAUUGCUGAUCAUAAGCGAUGGCAGCCUCCGGACAUUUCAGGAUCGAUUCCUUGGGAGCUGGUGUCCCUGGCUGCUGCUGCUUGGUCUGUACCUCUGAAAUAUGGCAAUGCUGAGGUCGUCGGGAAUGAUGUUGCUGAUGCCAUCAUCCAAGACAGAUCUACGGAACUGACUCGACGGUACGAGAUUCGUCAGGUCCGGGGUGAUCUUUCGCCGCACAGCUCCCCAGAGGACGGACCAAAAGCAACUCUGCUGGAGUUUUGCAAGUCUUCGCGCAAAGAAUUCGCAGGUCUGAAGGACGAAAACCAAGCGAUCAUUGAAGUGGAUUCGGUCGUCAGCGGAAUGUCCUACCUGAGUCCGGUGCCUGCUGCGGUGCCGGCUGACAACUAUCCUCACUACCUUAUCCCCGAACUGUGCCAUAAGUUCACUGUGCCUGCUAGCACAUUCCGCACGAUGCUUCUCUUUCCAUCCAUCUCCAAGCUUAUUGAUGGAUUCUUGCUCACGAAAGAGCUCAACUCUCGCUUUUUCCGCUGCAAGCUCUCCGACAGCUUGCUUCAUACGGCGGUCACUGCACCGUCUGUGAGAUUGGAAUAUGAUUAUGACAGACUGGAGUUUCUUGGCGACAGCUUCCUCAAACUCCUGGCUUCGGUCCACGCUUACGUAUUCGCCAAUUCUGCCAAGGAGGGAGGGCUGCAUCUCACGCGCCAGAGCCUGGUCAGCAACCACGCGCUCAAUGAGCAUUUCGCGAGUGCGGGGCUUGUGCCGUACAUCCAGUCGCUCCCCUUCGCGUUCAAGGCGUGGCUGCCGCCCCAUUUUCAUAUUUCCGGCCAGACGCCGAAGAAAGUGACUGGGCGGCGACUGGGGGACAAGGUCAUUGCGGAUGUGAGCGAGGCGAUUCUAGGCGCAGCGUUUCUUUCUGGUGGGAACGACGCCGGGAUAAUGGCAGCGCAGGCGAUGAACAUCCUCCCCCUCGACGUCGCGCAGUGGUCUGACUUUGGCCGGAAAGUGCUGGUCCCUCCCUCGACGAUCUCAGCAAAGAUCUCUCGCGAUACGAUACAGGCGAUUGAGGGGAUUGUGAACCACAAAUUCAGAUAUCCAUAUCUUCUCGCUCAAGCUUUGACGCAUGGUUCCAUCUCUGGACCUGGCCGAGUGUCAAGCGAACGGCUCGAGUUUCUGGGCGACGCUGUGCUCGACUUUUUGGUGACACGUCUGCUCUUCGAUCGCCAUCCAACGCUCGGGCCUGGUAGCCUGACCGUGUUGAAGGCUGCGAUGGUGUCAAACUCGACGCUAGCAGCAAUCGCGGUCACGUGUGGCUUGUCGAACCAUCUGCUUCUGGCAGACCCACUCGCCGACAGCACGACCAGAUACAUUAACCAGCUGAAACAGAAAGAGGCCGAGGAAUACGAACUGGCGGCACAAGAAAAGCGGCAGCCGGGGCAGUAUUGGGCGUUCUCUGAUGUGAUUGAAUCCAUCCUCGGGGCUGUGUACAUUUCCGACGACUUUUCGAGCGAAGGCGUCGAGGCGUUCUUCGCUGCCGUCUUGAAGCCGUUCUAUGACAAGCAUAUCACGCUCAACACGCUGCCUAAGCAUCCCAUGGAGACCCUCGCGGAUAUCGUCCGCGCGCAAAAGUGCCUUGAUCUCGAGAUGCGAGUCCCGGCGGAGGGACAGUGCGAAAUCAUGAUCCACAGCGUCGUACUGGGCAGUGGAAGCGCAGGCCGCACGUCUGUGGCGACGCGGAAUGCGUGCUGUGAGGCGAUCAGUGCGCUGGAGAAGGACCCGGAUUACAUCCGCCGCGUGUGCAAUUGCCUGCGGCAAGCCGACACCAAGGAAGCGCGGAGGAAGUUGGACGAGCUGCUGGCCACGGUGGUGAGGGGGAAGCAGUCGUAG